AUGCUGGUGGGUGACGCCGGCCAGACCGAUACCAGCAAGGUGUCCAAGGCAAACAUCUGCCACAGGUGUUGGACUUCUCCGUCCGAAAACACCUUUGUCGGCGGCGCACCGUGCUCCGGCAGCGACACAGUCGACAUCCCGCAAAACCCGAGUUGCAAGAUGAUCAGGCAGACAUUGGUGUUUCCAUGGUGCUGGGAUGGCAAGAACCUCGACUCGCCUGACCACAAGAGCCACGUGGCCUACGGCGCCGGCAUGGGUAUCACAGGGGGCGGAAACUGCCCGGCAUCUCACCCCGUCAAGCUCCCCGUCGUCAUGUACGAGCUCAUGUGGAACGUGACCGAGUUCAGCAACCGCAACGACUGGCCGGCCGACGGCAAGCCCUUCAGGUACAGCAUGGACCUCGGCGGGAGCGCCGCCCACGGCGACUACGUCUUUGGCUGGAAGGACGACACCCUGCAGCGCGCCAUGGACAGCCGCUGCAACUUGAACCAGCCCUGUCCCCAGGCCGGCCUGACCGUCGCCCAGCCGGCCGAGUACAAUGCCUGUAAGAUGCGGCAGCAGGCGCCCGAGCCGGUGGAUGGAUGGCUCCAGGCGAUGCCCAUGGGGCAGAUGGCCAUCAAGGCUUGA
Pyricularia pennisetigena is the source of this 627-nucleotide messenger RNA. RefSeq lists its product as uncharacterized. Lineage: Eukaryota; Fungi; Ascomycota; Sordariomycetes; Magnaporthales; Pyriculariaceae. The record is from RefSeq and is a predicted model, not a curated record. The coding region runs from base 1 to 627 and encodes 208 amino acids. The transcript is spliced from 7 exons.